Molecule: messenger RNA, 2493 nt
Organism: Archocentrus centrarchus (flier cichlid)
Lineage: Eukaryota; Metazoa; Chordata; Actinopteri; Cichliformes; Cichlidae
Gene: cacng3a
Product: calcium channel, voltage-dependent, gamma subunit 3a
Exons: 4
Coding region: 244-1236 (330 amino acids)
Biological process (GO): transmission of nerve impulse; regulation of AMPA receptor activity; postsynaptic neurotransmitter receptor diffusion trapping
Cellular component (GO): postsynaptic density membrane; AMPA glutamate receptor complex
Molecular function (GO): voltage-gated calcium channel activity; channel regulator activity
Source: RefSeq, a predicted model, not a curated record
UUCAUCUCCGUUUUUUCGGUUGCACCAUACAACCAACGAGACAACAUCCCGCUUCCGUGCCUUUGAAGGGAAAUACCGCAACUUUGUGAGCAAAGGUUAACAGUUUAGAGGAAAAUGGGGCUCCAGAAGAUGUGCUCGAAACCCGAGUUUCCUUUCUGUAUCAACCCAAAGAUAAGACACCGAGGGAAAGUUUUGAAGAGUCUCUAAAUCCUGCUAGAUUGACGAGGGGGAGGCUGGGCCGACAUGAGGGUGUUUAAUCGCGGUGUGAUGAUGCUGCUGACCACGGCGGGGGCUUUCUGCGCCUUCAGCCUCAUGACCAUCGCCGUGGGAACGGACUAUUGGCUGUACUCCCGAGGGGUGUGCCGCUCCAAGUCCCUGAACGACAACGAGACUGUCCGUAAGAACGAAGAGGUCCUGACCCACUCCGGCCUGUGGAGGACCUGCUGCACUGAGGGGACAUUUCGGGGCGUUUGCAAAGACAUUGAUCACUUUCCUGACGACGCAGACUACGAGCAGGAUGCUGCUGAAUAUUUACUACGAGCUGUACGAGCCUCCAGCCUCUUCCCCAUCCUCAGUGUGGGGUUGUUAUUUCUCGGGGGUGUCUGCGUAGCUGCAAGCGAGUUCUACAAGUCACGAUAUAAUGUCAUUCUCACUGCGGGUAUACUCUUCGUCUCUGCAGGUCUCAGUAACAUCAUUGGCAUUAUUGUGUACAUAUCAGCCAACUCAGGUGACCCCAGCCAGAGCGACAACAAGAAGAGCUACUCCUACGGCUGGUCCUUUUAUUUUGGAGCUCUGUCCUUUGUGCUGGCUGAGAUGGUGGGCGUCCUGGCGGUGCAUGUGUUCAUAGAAAAACACAGACAGCUGCGCACCAAAGGCCGGCCUUCACUCAUGAAGCCACCUCUCUCUCGAAGCUCAUCGUAUUACCGCAACCGUUAUUACCAGAACCGCAGCCGCCGAUACAGUUACAGGAGCAACCACAGCGCAGGGGACUCCUUUCGAGCAUCGCUCGGGCGUGACCGAGAGCCGUCCAUCUCCGCUGAAUCUAAAGUCGCCACUAUGGCAGGUUUGCCCACACCAGUGGCAGUGGGCUCAGAGUUCAUGCUCUACACUUUAACUUCAGCUCUCAAAGACAGUAACAUAGACAUGGCUGUGGAUCAUUUAACUGGAGCUGCUCACAACAACACGGAGAUGCUGCCUGGAAACUGUGCUUCCAACAGAAGGACCACACCUGUCUAAGAGGAGCGCACCUGUAAGAUGGGGACUUAAAACACAAGAAUACUCAAGAAUAAGUAUUCUCACUUUCUUGCUAUAGACAGAUGAAAGACGAAAGAUGAAAGACUUUGCAGAAAAGAGUGGGGCUGCAUUAGUAUGUCAAAUAUUUUUUCUAUUUACUGUUCUCUCAGCAUAUGUCAAGAAAUAGUGAAAAAUUGCCAUCACAAUUUCUCAGAGACAGUCCAACUCCAUUAUAUUACUUCGGGUGCAAUCAAAAGUUCCUGUCACUCCAACCACUAAAACCAGAAAGCAUGCCUGGUUUAAAUUUGGCCAAUCUCUCCUAUAAAGUCUGCUCUUUGUGCACCUCUGCAAUUGAACGGGCAGCAGGGUGGUCAGUGGUUAGGAUGGUCACCUCACAGCAAGAAGGUCCAAGGUUUGAAUUUACUGGCUGGGGCCUUUCUACGUGGAGUUUGCUUGAUCUCCCUGCUCCUCUGAGUACUCCGGUUUCCUCCCACAGUCCAAAGACAUACACGUUAGGUUAACUGGCAAUUCUAAAUUGUCUGCUUCUCUGUGUUAUCCCUGCAACAGACCACCAACCUGUCCAUGGUGUCCCCCACCUCUUGCCCCAUGACAAACUGAACAAGAUAUUGAAUUCCUUUUCUGACCAUCUGCGUGUCUGCAAUUUUGCCAUGACCCUCAAACCCCUCAAACUUUAAUGUCUUUAAUGACCAUCGCCAGUUUGCAAUACAGAGAGCAAACAGCAGGAUGGAGUGGAAAUGUCCACAGUAUCCAAACAUGAAGGCAAUGCAUCGGGUCACAAUGAUAGUUAUUUCUUAUGGUAUUUUCAGAGUUGUGCAUUAAGCCUUAAGCAUGAGAUUGGGGAUGAGAACUUCAGUGAAGCUCUACUGUACUCUACUGUAACCUGAGGCGACUGAUGGGGACUAUUUAGUGAAAACAACCUGAACCGGUUGCUCUCGGGCCACAGUCCACGACUUGCUACAACUUUUUCAUCUUCCACAAAAUGAAAUUCAAGUUAAAGUUCAGCAUUUUGACACAUACUGGAGGAGAUCCAAAGUGCAUCGCUGAGAGAAAUAUUAAAGUGGUCAGAACAGGGUAUGUAGGGAAUGAUUUAAAACAGGAGCUGAUGAGCUGUGUAAGCUUACAGCACUGCCCAAGGACAUGACCUAAUAGGGAAGACGGGCCAAAUUUAAAUCAGGUAUGGUUUAUGAGUUUAACAGCUGGCGUUGCAGAACUUAAUGAUUGCAUCUCCUGAUAACACAA